AUGGACCACUCGCAUAUGGACCACAGCGGCAUGGACAUGGGCGGCGACCGCUGCAGCAUGAACAUGCUCUUCACCUGGAAUACAAACAACCUCUGCAUCGUCUUCCGCCAGUGGCACAUCCGUGGCCCAGGCUCGCUCAUCCUCUCCCUCCUCGCCAUCGUCGCCAUCACCGCCGGGUACGAGGCCCUCCGCGCGGCCGCUCGCCGCUACGACGAGCGUACCACCCGCCAUCCCGACGCGCUGCCCAACCUCCUCUAUUCCUCCAUUUCCAGUCACGAUCAGACACAGCAGCAGCAGCAGCAACCAGCAGUGACUGAAUCAACCCCGUUCCUCACACCCACCAUCAUCGCAGGACGAAACAGCAACUCCACUUCCACGAACGGCGGCGGCGGCGACUACAGCAGCAACAACGGCGGCACAAGCAAGCAGGUCCGCCUCGUCAAGUCGGCCCUGUACGGCCUGCAGAACUUCUACGCCUUCAUGAUCAUGCUGCUCUUCAUGACGUACAACGGCUGGGUCAUGAUUGCCGUCGCGGUCGGGGCCGGGGUCGGGUACUGGUUCUUUGGCAGCUCGGGGCAGGGGACGCGGGCGUACAAGGAGACGGCUUGUCAUUGA
Messenger RNA from Microdochium trichocladiopsis, 615 nucleotides. RefSeq names its product Ctr copper transporter. Bases 1 to 615 code for a protein of 204 amino acids. The record is from RefSeq and is a predicted model, not a curated record. Gene Ontology annotation, molecular function: copper ion transmembrane transporter activity. NCBI's taxonomy places the organism in Eukaryota, Fungi, Ascomycota, Sordariomycetes, Xylariales, Microdochiaceae. The transcript has 2 exons. Gene Ontology annotation, cellular component: membrane. Gene Ontology annotation, biological process: copper ion transmembrane transport.